GCUGGCAGCAUUUUCAACCCUUCACAUUCCUCCUCCCACGUGCCCAUUGACGCCCUCCAUAACCCUGUCACACGCACUCGGCGAUAUCAUUGGACUCCAUAAGGUGUCACUGGCUUUCUAGCUGUCGAUCUAUCCCGUUGAACCUAGUCCCUGAAGGCGGGCCCGUGCCAUAGCACCCAGCACAGGCCCACGGAUUUUAAGUCGCAGGCGGAUUUGAAAGGACGUUAGAGGGCACGAAGAAUGGACUCUCUUCAUACCCUCAUUGCCAGAGACGAUGGCUGCUCAACAGGCAACGAGUACGACGGCCGGAUGGGCCUGCGCAUCUCCUCCAUCUUUGUGAUUUUUAUUGGCUCCUCGUUCGGUGCUAUCUUCCCCGUCUUUGCGCGGAACUUUGGAGACACCAAGCUGUCAAAAUGGGCCUUCUUCGCUGCCAAGUAUUUCGGUUCCGGCGUCAUUGUUGCCACGGCCUUUAUCCACCUGCUCGCACCUGCCGAAGAGGCUUUGACGAAUGAAUGCCUGACGGGGCCGAUCACAGAAUACGCUUGGACCGAAGCUAUUGUGCUAAUGACCAUUGUCGUGCUAUUCUUCGUGGAACUCAUGGUUAUGCGCUAUGCACGCUUCGGUCACGGCCACGCUCACGACUCGGACAGCGAAGACGAUGACAGCCACCACGUUCAUCACCACGCCGUGGCAGAGCAACCUGUCCCUGUUUCCGAAGACUUCAAGGGCCAUAUGCCGGGAGAAGACCAUCUCGGCCACUCGCGGGAGCAUCACGACGUCGAGAUUGGCAAGAACAACUCGCACCUUGAGGAGUACAUGGCUCAGUUGACAUCUAUCUUCAUCCUGGAGUUCGGUAUCAUCUUCCACUCGGUGUUCAUCGGGUUGACUCUUGCGGUCACUGGGGCCGAAUUCGUCACAUUAUAUGUUGUUCUCGUCUUCCAUCAGACUUUCGAAGGACUCGGUUUGGGAUCCCGCCUCGCUACGGUACCAUGGCCUCGAUCCAAGCGAUGGACUCCUUAUCUGCUGGGCCUCGGGUUUGGCGUGUCCACACCUAUCGCUAUCGCCAUUGGGCUGGGAGUACGCAACAGCUACGCCAAUGAAGGUGCCACCACUCUUAUUGUUAGCGGUGUCUUCGAUGCGAUCUCCGCCGGUAUCCUGAUCUAUACGGCGCUGGUGGAGCUCCUGGCGCACGAGUUCAUGUUCAGCACGUCGAUGCGCAAAGCCCCGAUCCACGUGGUACUCUCGGCCUUCGGGUUAUUAUGUCUGGGAGCGCUGCUGAUGGCGCUGCUGGGUAAAUGGGCAUGAUGCAU
This is a messenger RNA of Aspergillus homomorphus CBS 101889, 1310 nucleotides long. It is a transcript of the gene zrfB, whose product is annotated as low-affinity Zn(2+) transporter ZRT2. The record is from RefSeq and is a predicted model, not a curated record. The coding region runs from base 241 to 1305 and encodes 354 amino acids. The transcript has a single exon. Lineage: Eukaryota; Fungi; Ascomycota; Eurotiomycetes; Eurotiales; Aspergillaceae. Gene Ontology annotation, cellular component: plasma membrane. Gene Ontology annotation, molecular function: low-affinity zinc ion transmembrane transporter activity. Gene Ontology annotation, biological process: zinc ion import across plasma membrane.